UUUUUUUCUAGACACAGCCGACGAUGUAAACAAGAAAAGACAGUCGAGGGCAACAGGGAUCAAACAGGCCGGCGUCACCUCAAAUGCUAGCCUUUAAAUACGUAUAGACGUUUGUCAUGGGGCUCCCCGUUACUAUUAAAGUGAAUUUCCGGGGGAAUGUGAAGAGGUUUCUGGCUCAGGAUUUGGACAAAUUGGAGUGGGACUCGGUGGAAGCCUGGAUCAAAGCAUCAUUUGGGAUCAAUCACUUUCAAGUCAAAUACUUUGAUGAAGACAAUGAAGAGAUCUGCAUUAACAGUCAAGAUGAGUAUGAGGAAGCCAUCAAGAGUGCGGAGAAGCAGGGCAACCAGCUGCACAUGAACGUGUACAAGAUGAAAGGGCAGGCCUGCGGAGGCCCGCUGAAGACAGAGGUGAAGGAGCUGAAAGGAGACCUGCGACCGGCCCCCCCGUACCCGUCCAGGGUCAAAACGGUGGACAAAGGCACUCAGGUCACUCCAGAGCGAGAAGCCGCAGCAGUAAAAGACAACAAGGGGAGCAAACCCGAAGACGAGCCCCCCCCUGUGUGGUUUAGGUCCUACAUGGAGAAGUUUAAAGAUGAAGUUGUAAAGGAGGUGGUGGAGAGGAUGUGCAGCGACUUCUCCGGUCAGUGCUGUACCCACAAAUCCACCGACGGGCUUCUGGAGGCCGGUGGGGCCGAUGAGGCCGGCGGCGGCCCCGUGGGACCCACGCCCGGCCCGUCCACCUCCCACGGAUCGCUUGGCUACACCCCGAACUGCAGCAGCUGCAACAAACUCACCUCCGAGGGAGCCUACAAAUGCAGCGUGUGCCCCUCCUGCAUCCUGUGCGAGAUGUGCAGACACAGCCACGACCCCAGCCACAGCCUCGUGAGAACCAAGACGCCUCUCUCCAUCCCCGAGCACGGCAUGUCCGGAGAGCUGAGGUUCCCAAGGCGAGGAGACAGGACAGUGCGCAAGGCCGAGCGACAGCGCCUCAAAGCUGAAAGAAGGCAGCUAAGAGCCGAAGUCAAGGAAAUCAAGAAGAAACUGAGACUGGAGAAGAGAGGGCUGCAGUGGAGCGGGCCCUCUACCUCAGGCCGAGUCAGCCUGGCUAACAUGGCCUCGGCCUCCACCCAGGUCCCAGCCCUGCCCCCUCCCGCUGCUCCAGAAACAGCCUCAGGUCCAGCCACAGUCCAAGGUCCAAUCCCAGCCCCGGCCCCUGAUCCCCAGGCCUCCAGUCCAGAGGGUCCUGGGGUCUCGCAUACGUCCUUGGUCCCCACUAUGGCUGCCUUGUUUCUGGAUGAAAAUCUGCCUGACGGCACCCGUCUGGAGCCUGGUACCAAGUUCAUCAAAUACUGGAAGAUGAGGAACUCGGGCACUAUCAGCUGGACCUCAGAGACUAAGCUAGUGUUCAUGUGGGGAAACCUCGGCUUGGCGGCAGAGGAGCGGAGGGAGGUGCCGGUGCCCCUGCUGCUGCCCGGACAAGUGGGAGUGGUCAGUGUGGCCUUUGUUGCUCCCGUGAUGGAGGGGACCUACACCUCCCACUGGCGGCUGGCCCACUGCGGGUGCCAGUUUGGCCCCCGCGUCUGGUGCAGCAUCGUGGUGGACCCCGGCAGCAGCCGCAGCAGCAAGGAGGAGGUGAAGCCAGCGGAGAACGAGGUAAAACCCAGGGAACAUGGUUUUGCCUUCACUGUAGACCUCCCCCAAGAAGACUACUACUUUCCAUCAGUGGACCUGCUGACCGCACAGGACCUGCUGUCAUUUGAGUUGCUGGAUAUAAAUAUUGUGCAAGAGCUGGAAAAGGUCCCUAACAACACUCCUGUGGAUUUGACGCCCUGCAUUUCCCCCCUUCCUCACGACGCCCCGGUGUUGGAGAAGAUGAAAGACGAGGCCGACUCCUCCGGAGUCAGAAAGCUCUUUGGAGUGAAGCUGAGGCAGCAGCGGGAGGCGCUGGAGUCUGUGGCGCCGGAGGAGGAGCGUGAGGAGGAGAUCAGCGGGGCCCAGUUCCUGUGCGAGACGGUCAUCCGCUCCCUGACGCUGGAGGAGGCCCCGGAGCCCCGCCCGCCGCGCCGGGCGCCGCCCGCCGGACGCCGGCCACAGGGCGAGCUACAGGGCCGGAGCGCGGAGGCCGCCCCCCCGCCCGCCGCCGGCAGGGGCCCCAGGCGGCCGGCCCCGUCUCCUCCCGCUCAAGCUCCUCCGCUGGACGCGGAGAGGGAAAAGCUGCCGGUCAGCGCGACCGAGGACAGCGAGGACAAAGAGGUUUCACACGCCCUCCAGGCCCUGAGCGACAACCCGGACCAGAAAGAGGAGGGCGGAGCCACAGCGGAGGACUGGGAUGAGGAUUACAUCAUCGUCCUCCCGGACUGCUUCGACACCAGCCGGCCGCUGGGGGAGUCCAUGUACAGCUCGGCCAUGUCCCAGCCGGACGCCGCCGCCGCCCCCCCGGCCGAGGAGCAGGACUGCGACUUCGAGCCGUGCAGGGAGGCGCCGCUCGGACAGAAGCAGGAGGAGGAGGGGCAGGAGGAGGAGGGGCAGGAGGAGGGGGGGCAGGAGGAGGAGCAGGAGGAGGAGGGGCAGGCGCUCGCCGCCGAGGAGCCGCUGGCCAGCACCUGGCCCCCCCGCGGCCCCGGCCCCCACGCCAGCGUCAACCAGAUGCUGUGCGCCUCCCAGACGCUGGACGCCGUGACGCUCACCCCCGAGGUGGUGCCCCCCCCCCGCCUCCCCCCAGCUGCUGCUGCCGGCGCUGUACUCGCCCAGGCUCUGUACCUGGCAGAGGACCCCAGUCCGCCCGCCUGCGAGGCCUACGAGCCCCCCCAGCCCCGGGUCCACCUGAACGUUUCAUCCGGCCUCUCCAGGUCCGCCGGCUCGGCGUCCAGUGCCUUCGAGACGUACACGCCCAGGCCCGGCAACGCCCUGCAGCCCAGGGGCCAGGGCGGCAUCACGGAGGGGCUGGUGAAAGGGGCCCUGUCUGUGGCCGCCUCCGCCUACAAGGCCCUGUUCACCGGACCCAACUGCUCCAUCCAGCGCGGCAUCGACCCGGCCACCCGGCAGGACCCCUCCACCAUGAACAUGCUGCUGGAGAUGGGCUUCAGAGACCAGCGGCUCAACCAGCAGCUGCUGAGGAAGCACGGCUACAGCCUGCUGCACACCGUCAACGAGCUGGUGCAGAUGGCCGAGGACGGGCAGAGCGACGGCGUGGAGGCGCUGCGCUGAGCCCCCCCCCCUCCCC
This is a messenger RNA of Menidia menidia (Atlantic silverside), 3222 nucleotides long. Lineage: Eukaryota; Metazoa; Chordata; Actinopteri; Atheriniformes; Atherinopsidae. The record is from the annotation of a GenBank genome assembly.